Penicillium antarcticum is the source of this 261-nucleotide messenger RNA. RefSeq lists its product as uncharacterized. Lineage: Eukaryota; Fungi; Ascomycota; Eurotiomycetes; Eurotiales; Aspergillaceae. Bases 1 to 261 code for a protein of 86 amino acids. The record is from RefSeq and is a predicted model, not a curated record. The transcript has a single exon.
AUGUCCCCACGUAACGCAUGCGGCUGGCCAGAAUGGGAGGAGAAAAACCUUCUUCCAUGGUUGGAUGCCCAUCCGGAGCUGUCGUGGAAAGCUCUCUCCGACGCAUAUUAUGAAGAAUACCAGGUGCAUCGAAGCGUUGAGUCUUUACGAGGAAAAAAGUACCAUAUCCUGCGGAAGCAGGGUCGCACUGGUGCCAAAUCGCAGACAGAUGUAGAGUGUCACCGCGUUGAGCGAUUUAAUUGCAAACUCAACAAUAUGUAG